This is a messenger RNA of Xiphophorus hellerii (green swordtail), 15268 nucleotides long. RefSeq names its product ryanodine receptor 2a (cardiac) (gene ryr2a). The record is from RefSeq and is a predicted model, not a curated record. The coding region runs from base 81 to 15002 and encodes 4973 amino acids. The transcript has 115 exons. Gene Ontology annotation, biological process: release of sequestered calcium ion into cytosol by sarcoplasmic reticulum; intracellular calcium ion homeostasis; striated muscle contraction. Gene Ontology annotation, cellular component: calcium channel complex; Z disc; sarcoplasmic reticulum membrane. NCBI's taxonomy places the organism in Eukaryota, Metazoa, Chordata, Actinopteri, Cyprinodontiformes, Poeciliidae. Gene Ontology annotation, molecular function: ryanodine-sensitive calcium-release channel activity; calcium ion binding; protein binding.
UCAGCGCCUCAGCCGCAGCAUCAUUCCCGUUCCCCAGCCUGGAUCCCACUCUGCAGGCUCAAUCCGGGAGACAGCUCACCAUGGCUGACCUGGGAGAAGGAGAGGAUGAGAUCCAGUUCCUGCGAACAGAUGAUGAAGUGGUUCUACAGUGCUCAGCUACAAUUCAAAAAGAGCAGCAGAAGCUCUGCCUGGCAGCUGAAGGCUUCGGAAACAGACUCUGCUUCCUGGAGUCCAUCUCCAACUCCAAGAAUGUUCCUCCAGAUCUUUCCAUCUGUACCUUUGUGCUGGAGCAGUCCCUAUCUGUCCGAGCCCUUCAGGAGAUGCUGGCCAGCACAGAGGAGAAGGCUGAAGGGGCAGCCCAGGGUGGUGGACAUCGCACUCUGCUGUAUGGACACGCUGUUUUACUACGACACUCCUACAGCGGAAUGUUCUUGUGCUGUCUGUCCACCUCACGGUCGUCUACAGACAAACUGGCUUUUGACGUGGGACUGCAGGAGGAAACGACAGGUGAGGCAUGCUGGUGGACCAUCCAUCCAGCAUCAAAGCAGCGUUCAGAGGGAGAGAAGGUUAGAGUGGGAGAUGAUCUCAUCCUGGUCAGCGUCUCCUCUGAAAGAUAUCUGCAUCUGUCCUAUGGGAAUGGCAGCCUGCAGGUAGAUGCAGCCUUUCAGCAGACACUAUGGAGUGUGGCUCCCAUCUGUUCUGGCAGUGAAGUAGCACAAGGUUUCCUAAUAGGAGGGGAUGUUUUGCGGCUCCUCCAUGGACAUAUGGAUGAAUGUCUGACUGUUCCAUCUGGAGAACAUGGAGAGGAACAAAGAAGGUCAGUGCACUAUGAAGGAGGAGCAGUUUCGAGUCAUGCUAGGUCCCUGUGGAGACUGGAGACGCUGCGCGUCAUGUGGAGUGGGAGUCAUAUCCGUUGGGGUCAGCCUUUCAGACUCAGACAUGUAACUACAGGGAAAUAUCUGAGUCUGACUGAAGAUAAGUCUCUUCUUCUGAUGGACAAAGAGAAAGCCGAUGUGAGGUCCACUGCCUUCUGCUUCAGGUUGUCCAAGGAAAAGCUGGACCCUGGAGUGAGGAAGGAGGUGGAUGGGAUGGGUACACCAGACAUUAAGUAUGGUGACUCUGUGUGCUAUAUUCAACAUGUCAACACCUCCCUGUGGCUUACAUACCAAACUAUUGAUGCAAAGUGUGCGCGCAUGGGUGGAGUACAGAGAAAGGCCAUCAUGCACCAUGAAGGUCACAUGGACGAUGGGCUCACUCUGUCUCGGUCACAACAUGAGGAGAGCCGGACUGCCAGGGUCAUCCGCAGUACCGUCUUUCUCUUCAACAUUUUCAUCAGAGGUCUGGACACAGUGAGAAAAAAAGGAAAAAGUUCUACUUUAGAUCUUCCAAUAGACUCAGUCAGUCUCAGUCUACAAGAUCUGAUUGGCUACUUCCAACCACCUGAAGAUCACCUGGACCAUGAAGACAAGCAGAACCGGCUGAGAGCUCUAAAAAACAGACAGAACCUCUUCCAAGAGGAGGGGAUGAUCAGCCUGGUGCUGGAGUGUAUUGAUCGUCUCCAUGUGUACAGCAGCGCAGCUCACUUUGCUGAGGUGGUUGGAAGGGAGGCUGCAGAGGCCUGGAGCUCCAUCCUGAACUCUUUGUAUCAACUGCUGGCUGCAUUGAUCCGGGGAAACAGGAAAAACUGUGCUCAGUUUUCCGGCUCUCUCGACUGGCUGAUAAGCAGACUGGAGCGACUGGAAGCUUCUUCAGGUAUCUUGGAGGUGCUUCAUUGUGUGCUGGUGGAAAGCCCAGAAGCCCUAAACAUAAUCAAAGAAGGACACAUCAAAUCUAUCAUUUCUCUUCUGGACAAGCAUGGACGCAACCAUAAGGUCCUAGACGUGUUGUGUUCACUGUGUGUCUGUAAUGGCGUGGCGGUGCGCUCCAACCAGCACCUGAUCUGUGAUAACCUGCUGCCAGGAAGAGAUCUGCUGCUGCAGACCCGCCUCACCAACCACGUAAGCAGUAUGCGCCCAAACAUCUUCCUGGGUGUCAGUGAUGGCUCUGCCCAGUACAGAAAAUGGUACUAUGAACUUAUUGUGGAUCAGACGGUGCCAUUUGUCACGUCAGAACCCACUCACCUCAGGGUUGGCUGGGCCAACACCAGUGGCUAUGCGCCGUACCCCAGUGGAGGGGAGGGCUGGGGAGGCAAUGGAGUGGGUGAUGAUCUCUACUCCUACGGCUUCGAUGGACUUCACCUGUGGUCAGGCUGCAUUGCACGGACUGUUACAUCACCCAAUCAGCACCUGCUGCGUUCAGAAGAUGUGGUGAGCUGCUGCCUGGACCUGAGCAUUCCCAGCAUCUCCUUCAGGAUCAACGGCCAGCCUGUUCAGGGCAUGUUCGAGAACUUCAACUCAGAGGGCCUUUUCUUUCCUGUGGCCAGUUUCUCUGCGGGGGUCAAGGUGCGUUUUCUCCUCGGGGGGCGUCAUGGAGAGUUCAAAUUCCUCCCCCCUUCAGGCUACGCCCCCUGCUUUGAGGCAGUGUUGCCCAGGGAGAAACUCAAACUGGAGGCCAGCCAGGACCAGACUGUAGCCAGAGACCUGCUGGGACCCACUGUCACUCUGAGCCAGGCCGCAUUCACACCCACCCCUGUGGACACCAGCCAGAUUGUUCUGCCAUCUCACUUGGAGAGAAUCAGGGAGAAACUUGCAGAAAACAUCCAUGAACUGUGGGUGAUGAACAAGAUCGAACUGGGCUGGACGUACGGUGUGGUGCGAGACGAUAACAAGCGGCAGCACCCCUGCUUAGUGGAGUUUUCAAAGCUUCCUGAACAGGAACGAAGCUACAACCUGCAAAUGUCUCUGGAGACUCUGAAAACCUUACUUGCUUUGGGAUGCCAUGUUGGAUUAGCAGAUGAACAUGCUGUUGAAAAAGUAAAGGGCAUGAAACUAUCACCAACGUAUGAGUUGUCCAGUGGCUACAAACCUGCUCCUCUGGACCUGGGUCACAUCAAGCUGACUCCCACACAGGAAGCAAUGGUGGACAAGCUGGCUGAAAAUGCCCACAAUGUCUGGGCAAGAGACCGAAUCCGUCAGGGCUGGACAUAUGGAAUCCAACAGGAUGUGAAGAACCGGAGAAACCCUCGCCUUGUUCCAUACAUGCUGCUUGAUGAGAGAACCAAAAAGUCUAAUAAAGACAGUCUGAGAGAGGCUGUUAGGACUCUAUUGGGCUAUGGAUACAACCUAGAAGCUCCAGACCAGGAUCAUGCUGCUCAGUCUGACGUCAGCAAUGUGUCUGCAGAGAGAUUUCGCAUUUUCAGAGCAGAGAAGACCUACUGCGUUAACACUGGGAAGUGGUACUUUGAGCUGGAGGUACUGACAGCUGGAGAAAUGAGGGUGGGCUGGGCAAGGCCAGGCUGUCUACCAGACCAGGAGCUGGGAUCUGAUGACCAGGCCUUUGUCUUCGAUGGUUUUAAGGUCCAGCGCUGGCAUCAGGGCAAUGAGCACUUUGGCCGUGCCUGGCAGACUGGUGAUGUAGUGGGCUGCAUGGUGGAUCUGAACGAGCACACAAUGAUGUUCACUAUGAAUGGAGAAGUGCUGCUGGAUGAUUCUGGAUCUGAGCUGGCCUUCAAGGAUUUUGAAGUUGCUGAAGGCUUCAUCCCAGUCUGCAGUCUGGGAAUGUGUCAGGUUGGGAGGAUGGAUUUUGGUAAAGAUGUCAGCACUCUGAAGUACUUCACCAUCUGUGGCCUGCAGGAAGGCUAUGAGCCGUUCGCCGUCAAUAUGAACCGAGAUGUAACCAUGUGGCUCAGCAAGAGGCUGCCUCAGUUUGUGCCUGUUCCCCCCAACCACCAACACAUUGAGGUGACCAGGAUGGAUGGAACAGUGGAGUCGUGUCCCUGCCUUAAGGUCACCCAGAGGUCAUUUGGUUCCCAGAACAGUUACAAUGACAUCACUUUCUACAGGCUGAGCAUGCCUAUAGAGUGCGCUGAAUCCAGAUCCCCGUCUUAUGGCAGCCUGUUCUCACCGAAGAGGGAGCUGGAGGAUUUUGAAACUGUGUCAGACUUUGAAGUCUUGUUGAAGUCAUCUCAUGGUCCCAAUGGUCCCAGUGGACAUGACAGAGAUGAAUUCAACAACCACAAAGACUACACCCAGGAGAAGCCUUCCAAGCUAAAGCAACGGUUCACACUGAAGAAAAACAAGCCAGACAACAGCUGUCCAUCAUCUGCUCGCCUAUCAGAGGAAGUGGCGGUCGACGACAGAGAGGGCUACGAAGUCCUAAUGCAAGCUUCUACUUACUACUACUCAGUGCGGAUCUUCCCUGGUCAGGAGCCCAGCAGUGUGUGGGUCGGCUGGGUUACCUCUGACUUUCAUCAGUAUGACCCAAGCUUUGAGCUGAGCAAAGUCCGAACUGUCACCGUUACCCUGGGAGAUGAGAAAGGAAAAGUUCAUGAGAGCAUAAAGCGCAGUAACUGCUACAUGGUGUGGGCUGGAGAGAGCAGCAGCCCAGGACAGGGCAGGAACAAUAACGGCCUGGAAAUCGGCUGCCUGGUGGACACAACAAACGGUCUGCUGUCCUUCACAGCCAAUGGGAAAGAGCUCAGCAUGUAUUACCAGGUGGAGCCUAGUACAAAACUGUUUCCAGCUGUUUUUGCCAAGGCCACCAGUCCCAACGUCUUCCAGUUUGAACUUGGCCGGAUUAAGAAUGUGAUGCCUCUGUCAGCUGGUUUGUUUAAAAGUGAGAGGAAGAACCCAGCUCCCCAGUGUCCCCCGCGCCUCCAUGUCCAGUUUCUCACUCCAGUGUUAUGGAGCCGUGUUCCCAAUCACUUCCUCAAGGUUUCAGCUUCCAGAGUGAAUGAUCGACACGGCUGGCAGGUCCAGUGUAGCGAUCCCCUGCAGUUCAUGUCUCUCCACAUACCUGAGGAGAACAGGUCGGUGGAUAUCCUGGAGCUGUCAGAGCAGAAGGACUUAUUAAAGUUUCAUUACCACACUCUCAGACUGUACUCCGCAAUCUGCGCCUUGGGGAACAAUAGAGUGGCUCAUGCUCUAUGCUCUCACAUCGAUGAGGCCCAGCUCCUACAGGCUAUAGAGAACAAGUACAUGCCAGGUUUGCUUCGUGCAGGCUACUAUGACCUCCUCAUCGACAUCCACCUGAGGAGCUAUGCAACAGCUCGGCUUAUGAUGAAUAAUGAGUACAUUGUGCCCAUGACACAUGAAACAAAAAGCAUCACACUGUUUCCAGACGACCUGAAGAAGCAUGGCCUGCCAGGCAUCGGACUCAGCACAUCCCUGAGACCCAGAAUGCACUUCUCCUGUCCAAGCUUUAUACGUGUGACUGAGUCCUCAUGCCAUGACAACGGAAACAGUGGACCAGGAAGUUGUUUCCAGUACAGCCCCGAGUUCCCUUUAGAUAUUUUAAAAGUGAAAACUAUCGAGAUGCUGACAGAGGCAGUGCGGGAGGGAAGCAUGCAUGUUCGGGAUCCAGUAGGGGGAAGCACAGAGUUGCUAUUCGUCCCUCUUAUCAAGCUGGUCUACACCAUGCUCAUCAUGGGAAUUUUCCAAAAUGGAGAUCUGAAGAACAUUCUCCAACUCAUUGAACCAUCUGUGUUCUCUGAACCAAGAGACGAGCAGGAAGAGCUUCCCAGAGAGCUGGAGAUGCUGAAGAACGUGGAAACAGCCGGAAGAGGAGAGGAUGGAGGGAGGAACCUGCCAAAGGAGGGGCUGCUGCAGAUGAAGCUGCCAGAGCCCGUUAAACUGCAGAUGUGCCAUGUGUUGCAGUACCUGUGUGACUGCCAGGUGCGCCAUCGUAUCGAGGCGGUGGUGGCCUUCUCCGAUGACUUUGUUGCUUGUCUCCAAGACAACCAGCGCUUUCGCUACAAUGAAGUGAUGCUGGCUCUGAACAUGUCUGCUGCACUCACUGCCAAGAAAACCAAAGAGUUCAGAUCUCCCCCACAGGAACAGAUCAACAUGCUGCUGAACUUCAAGGAUGACAAGCAGGAAUGUCCCUGUCCGGAAUAUAUCCGGGAGCAGCUACUGGACUUCCAUGAAGAUCUGAUGAGACACUGUGAGCUGGACGAGGAGAGAGGAAUAGAUGGGGACAGUGACUUCACCAUUCGAGGUCGUCUCAUGUCGCUGGUGGAGAAGGUGUCCUACCUGAAGAAGAAGAUGGGCAGCCUGCCCAAGGAAAAAAAGGACAGGAAGCCCAGUACCUUACAACAGCUUAUCUCUGAUACGAUGGUCCGCUGGGCUCAGGAGUCUGUUAUAGAGGAUCCAGAGCUAGUGAGAGCCAUGUUUGUCCUUCUGCACCGCCAGUAUGAUGGCAUUGGAGGACAGGUUCGAGCUCUUCCUAAAGCCUACACUAUCAACUCCGUAUCCAUAGAGGACACCAUCAACCUGCUGGCUGCCCUGGGUCAGAUCCGCUCUCUGCUGAGCGUCCGGAUGGGCAGAGAGGAGGAGAAGCUGAUGAUCAGAGGGCUUGGUGAUAUCAUGAACAACAAGGUGUUCUACCAGCAUCCCAACCUGAUGAGGGCUCUGGGCAUGCAUGAGACGGUCAUGGAGGUCAUGGUUAACGUUCUCAGUGGAGGAGACUCCAAGGAAAUCACCUUCCCUAAAAUGGUGGCCAACUGUUGUCGGUUUCUGUGCUACUUCUGCCGAAUCAGUCGCCAGAACCAGAAGGCCAUGUUUGACCAUCUGAGCUACCUGCUGGAGAACAGCAGCGUAGGCCUUGCCUCUCCUUCCAUGCGUGGAUCCACUCCUCUGGACGUGGCUGCAGCAUCAGUCAUGGAUAACAAUGAACUGGCUCUGGCUCUAAGAGAACCAGAGCUGGAAAAGGUGGUGCAGUAUCUGGCUGGCUGUGGGCUGCAGAGCUGUGUAAUGCUGGUGCAUAAGGGAUACCCAGACAUCGGCUGGAACCCUGUGGAGGGGGAGCGCUACCUGGACUUUCUGCGUUUUGCUGUCUUCUGCAAUGGGGAGAGCGUGGAAGAGAACGCCAACGUUGUGGUGAGGCUUCUUAUUCGCCGGCCUGAAUGUUUUGGCCCCGCUCUUCGAGGUGAAGGCGGUGAUGGCUUGCUUGCAGCAAUGGAGGAAGCCAUCAGAAUCUCUCAGGAUCCUUGCAGAGACGGGCCGUCUCCGGUGUCUGAGAGCAGCAGAACACUCAGUGACAUGCUGGAUGAAGAGGAGGAUGAUACCAUCCACAUGGGCAAUGCCAUUAUGACCUUCUACUCUGCACUUAUUGAUCUGCUGGGUCGCUGUGCUCCAGAGAUGCAUCUGAUCCAUGCUGGUAAAGGUGAAGCCCUCCGCAUCAGAGCCAUUUUAAGGUCUCUGAUUCCCAUCGACGACCUGGUGGGAGUCAUCAGCAUCCCCUUCUCCAUGCCCAACCUGGCUAAAGAUGGGAUAGUUGUGGAGCCAGACAUGUCAGCAGGUUUCUGUCCAGACCAUAAAGCAGCCAUGGUCCUUUUCCUGGACCGGGUCUAUGGUAUAGAAGACCAGAAUUUCCUCCUCCACCUUCUUGAGGUUGGAUUCCUGCCAGAUCUCAGAGCUGCUGCCUCUCUGGACACUGCUGCCCUCAGUGCCACAGAUAUGGCUCUGGCCCUCAACAGGUACCUGUGUACAGCGGUGCUGCCCCUCCUGACCAAAUGUGCUCCUCUGUUUGCGGGGACCGAGCCGUUCGCCUCUCUGAUCGACUCCCUCCUCCACACGGUGUACCGGCUGUCCAAAGGCUGCUGCCUUACCAAAGCUCAGAGGGACGCUAUAGAGGAGUGUCUGCUGGCUGUUUGUGGUAAGCUGAGGCCUUCAAUGAUGCAGCACCUGCUGAGGAGGCUGGUGUUCGACGUUCCCCUGCUGAAUGAACACACCAAGAUGCCUCUGAAGCUGCUGACCAAUCACUAUGAGCGCUGCUGGAAGUAUUACUGCCUGUCCGGAGGCUGGGGCAGCUUUGGAGUGGCUUCAGAUGAAGAGCUUCACCUCUCCAGGAAACUGUUCUGGGGAAUAUUUGAUGCUCUGUCCUGCAAGCGUUAUGAUCAGGAGCUGUUUAAGCUGGCACUGCCGUGUCUGAGCGCGGUGGCAGGCGCUCUUCCUCCAGACUACAUGGAGUCCAACUACAUGUCCCUGAUGGAGAAACAGUCCUCCAUGGAUUCAGAGGGAAACUUCAACCCACAACCUGCAGACACCACUAAUGUAACUGUUCCUGAAAAGCUGGACUAUUUUAUAACCAGAUAUGCCGAGCAUAACCAUGAGAGGUGGUGCAUAGAGAAGUUUUCCCAUGGCUGGACAUAUGAAGAACACCUGUGUGAGAGCAGUAAGACCCAUCCCCUUCUGAAGCCAUACAAAGCUCUGUCUGAGAAGGACAAGGAGGCGUACUGCUGGUCUGUCAGAGAAUCUCUGAAGACGAUGCUGUCGUGGGGCUGGAGCAUCGACAGAAACAGAGAGGGAGACACAGCCUCCCUCCACAACAAAUCCAGACGGAUAUCAAUGGCCAGCCAGCUGUCUUUUGAAGGAACUCCAGCUUUCAGCCCAAGACCUGUUGACAUGAGCAAUGUUACACUGUCCAGAGAUAUGCAGUCUAUGGCUGAGCUGCUUGCUGAAAAUUAUCAUAAUAUCUGGGCAAGACAAAAGAAAAUGGAGCUGGAAGCUAAAGGUGGAGGAAGACAUCCUCUUCUAGUUCCCUAUGACACUCUGACUGCCAAAGAGAAAUCCAAAGACCGAGAAAAAGCUCAAGACAUUCUCAAGUUUCUCCAGAUCAACGGUUACAUCGUAUCCAGAGGAAAGAAGUCUCCAGAGCUGGACACUCCAGCAAUCGAGAAGAGGUUUGCCUACACCUUCCUCCAGAAGCUCAUCACAUAUGUAGACCAGGCUCAUCAGCAUAUGAUGGAGUUUGAUGUGGGAGCAAAGCUGAAAGGAGGAAAGAUUCCUCAUGAACAGCAAAUAAAGUUCUUUGGAAAGGUUGUUUUGCCGUUGGUGGAUCAGUACUUUAAAAACCACAGGCUGUACUUCCUGUCCACAGCCAUUCAUCCAAUCAGCAGUGGAGGCCAUGCCUCAAAUAAGGAGAAGGAGAUGGUGACCAGUCUUUUUUGCAAACUUGGAGUUCUUGUCAGACAUAGGAUAUCCUUGUUCGGGAACAAUGCAACAUCAAUCGUCAACUGUCUGCAGAUACUAGGACAGAGCCUAGAUGCGAGGACAGUAAUGAAGACUGGGCUGGAGUCAGUGAAGGCAGCUCUGCGGUCCUACUUUGAUAGUGUGGCAGAAGAUUUGGAGAAAACUCAGGAGAACCUGAAGCUGGGCCAGUUCACCCACUCCAGAGAACAACCACGUGGCGUCACUCAGAUCAUCAACUACACCACCUUCGCCCUGCUGCCGGUGCUCUCCUCCCUGUUUGAGCACAUCGGGCAGAACAUGUUUGGAGAGGACCUCAUGUUGGAUGAAGUCCAGGUGUCCUGCUACAGAAUACUGAAUAGUCUCUACUUCCUGGGAACCAACAAAAGUAUCUAUGUGGAGAGACAGCGGCCAGCUUUAGGAAAGUGUUUAGCUGCCUUCUCAGCAGCCUUCCCUGUCGCCUUCCUGGAGCCACAGCUCAACAAGUUUAACAGCUUCUCCAUUUACAACAACAAAGCAAGCAAAGACAGAACAGCUUUGGGUCUGCCAGGGCCAGUUGGAGAGGUGUGUCGUUUGGUUCCAAACCUCGAAAAGUCUCUGGAAGAGAUCAUGGAGCUGGCUGAGUCUGGCAUGAAGUAUACUCAGAUGCCUCAUGUAAUGGAGGUAGUGUUACCCAUGUUGUGCAGCUAUAUGUCACACUGGUGGGAGCAUGGACCAGAAAGCAAUCCUGACGAGGAUGACAGCUGCUGCACAUCUGUUACCUCGGAGCACAUGAAUACACUGCUGGGAAACAUUCUGAAAAUCAUCUACAACAACCUGGGAAUCGACGAGGGGGCCUGGAUGAAAAGACUGGCUGUCUUUUCCCAGCCAAUCAUCAGCAAAGCUAAAGCCCAACUAUUACAGACACACUUCCUGCCACUUAUGGAUAAACUCAAAAAGAAAGCUGCAGUGGUUCUGAUGGAUGAGGAGCAGAGCAGGGCUGAAGGGAGAGGUGAGAUGUCUGAGACAGAGCUCCUCAUCAUGGAUCAGUUUACCAUACUGGUCAGAGACCUGUAUGCCUUCUACCCCCUGCUCAUACGAUUUGUGGACUACAACAGAGGAAGAUGGCUAAAAGAGUCCAACCCAGAGGCAGAAGAGCUGUUCAGAAUGGUGGCUGAAGUUUUCAUAUUUUGGGCCAAGUCUCAUAACUUCAAGAGAGAAGAGCAGAAUUUUGUGGUCCAGAAUGAAAUCAACAACAUGUCAUUCCUUAUCUCCGACACCAAGUGCAAGAUGUCAAAGGGUAUAGUUUCAGACCAGGAGAGGAAGAAAAUGAAGAGGAAGGGUGAUCGAUACUCAACUCAGACCAGUUUGAUCGUGGCCACGCUAAAACGCCUGCUGCCUGUGGGACUGAACAUCUGUGCUCCAGGAGAACAGGAGCUCAUCGCCCUGGCUAAGAACCGAUUCACACAGAAAGACACAGAGGAUGAGGUUCGAGAGAUCAUCAGGAACAAUCUCCAUUUACAAGGGAAGCUGGAGGAUCCAGCAAUUCGCUGGCAGAUGGCUUUGUACAGAGACCUGCCCUACCACUAUGAGGACACAUCUGACCCAGAAAAGACUGUGAAAAGAGUCCUGGACAUUGCUCAUGUCCUCUUCCACCUAGACCAGGUAGAGCAUCCUCAGCGCAGCAAGAAAGCUGUAUGGCACAAACUGCUGUCCAAGCAAAGAAAGCGAGCCGUAGUUGCUUGUUUCAGGAUGGCACCCCUCUAUAACCUGCCGAGGCACAGAGCUGUGAACUUGUUCUUGCAAGGCUAUGAGAAGUCCUGGAUCGAGGCAGAAGAGCAUUAUUUUGAAGACAAACUCAUCGAGGACCUUGCUGUAAGAUAUUGUGCAUUCAAAGUUAAGCAAAAAGCAGGUGAACGAGAGCCAUCUGAAGAAGAGGAGGGCAUAAAACACAUCGAUCCUCUCCAUCAACUUAUCCAGCUCUUCAGCAGAACAGCCCUCACCGAGAAAUGUAAGCUGGAUGAAGAUAACCUUUACAUGGCGUAUGCUGACAUCAUGGCAAAGAGUUGUCACGAUGAAGAGGAUGAAGAAGGAGAAGUUAAAAGCUUUGAAGAGAAGGAGAUGGAGAAGCAAAAGCUGCUGUAUCAGCAGGCCCGACUGCACGACCGCGGAGCUGCAGAGAUGGUCCUUCAAACCAUCAGCGCCAGCAAAGGUGUUAUGGGCCCUAUGGUUGCAUCCACUCUGAAACUGGGUAUAGCCAUUCUCAAUGGAGGAAACUCAACUGUACAACAGAAAAUGUUGGAUUAUCUAAAGGAAAAGAAGGAUGUGGGCUUCUUCCAAAGUCUGGCUGGUCUAAUGCAGUCCUGCAGUGUUCUGGAUCUGAAUGCAUUUGAGAGGCAGAACAAAGCAGAGGGGCUGGGCAUGGUGACAGAGGAGGGAUCAGUCAUCACUCAUGAGCGUGGUGAGAAGGUCAUGCAGGAUGAUGAGUUCACCUGUGACCUUUUCCGCUUCCUGCAGCUGCUUUGCGAAGGACACAACUCAGAUUUCCAGAACUACUUGAGGACACAAACUGGGAACAAUACAACUGUCAACAUCAUCAUCUCUACUGUUGACUACUUACUCAGAGUACAGGAGUCUAUCAGUGACUUUUACUGGUAUUAUUCUGGGAAGGAUGUUAUUGACGAGCAGGGCCAGAGGAAUUUCUCCAAGGCAAUCAAUGUGGCCAAACAGGUGUUCAACACGCUUACAGAGUAUAUCCAGGGACCGUGCACAGGCAACCAGCAGAGUUUGGCACACAGUCGCUUGUGGGAUGCUGUGGUUGGCUUCCUGCAUGUCUUUGCUCACAUGCAGAUGAAAUUAUCUCAGGACUCCAGUCAGAUUGAGUUACUGAAAGAGCUGAUGGAUCUGCAGAAAGACAUGGUGGUUAUGUUGCUGUCUAUGCUAGAAGGUAAUGUAGUAAAUGGGACAAUUGGCAAACAAAUGGUUGAUAUGUUGGUGGAAUCGUCCAACAACGUGGAGAUGAUCCUCAAGUUCUUUGACAUGUUCCUGAAACUGAAAGACCUGACCUCCUCUGAUGGUUUCAAGGAGUACGACCCCGAUGGAAAAGGUGUCAUCUCCAAAAGGGACUUCCAUAAAGCCAUGGAGAGCCACAAACACUACACCCAGUCUGAAACAGACUUCCUCCUCUCCUGUGCUGAGACUGAUGAGAAUGAACUUCUGGACUAUGAGGAGUUUGUGAUGCGUUUUCAUGAACCAGCCAAGGACAUUGGCUUCAAUGUGGCAGUUUUGUUGACAAAUCUGUCCGAGCACAUGCCUCAUGACACCCGCCUGCAGACCUUCCUGGAGCUGGCCGAGAGCGUCCUCAACUACUUCCAGCCAUAUCUGGGCCGGAUUGAGAUCAUGGGCAGCGCCAAGCGCAUUGAGCGGGUUUACUUUGAAAUCAGUGAGUCCAGUCGGACACAAUGGGAGAAACCUCAGGUUAAAGAAUCAAAACGCCAGUUCAUUUUCGAUGUGGUGAAUGAAGGUGGAGAGAAAGAGAAGAUGGAGCUGUUUGUGAAUUUCUGUGAGGACACCAUCUUUGAAAUGCAGCUAGCAGCGCAGAUGUCCGAUGCUGGCGAGCGCUCAGCUGUGAAAGAAGAGAGUGAGCGAGAGAAAUGUGAUGAGGAAAACCCUGACAUGGGCUUCUUCUCUGUGUCUACUGUGCGCUUGGCUUUAAUCGCCCUUCGUUAUAACGUCAUGUUGCUCAUAAAGGUGUUGUCAAUGAAGAGUCUAAAGAAACAAAUGAAGAAGAUCAAGAACAUGACACUGAAAGACCUGGUGACCACUCUGGUGUCUUUCUACUGGUCAGUGCUGCUGAGUCUCCUCCAUGUGACCUUCAGUGUGGCUCGAGGAUUUUGCAGAAUCUUCUACAAUACCUUCAUGGGAGGGAAUUUAGUAGAGGGAGCCAAAGCUGUCAAGGUGUCAGAACUGCUGGCCACCAUGCCUGACCCCACCCAGGACGAGGUCCGCAGUGAAGGAGAUGAGAGGGAGAAGAGGCUGUCUGAGCGCAGCUCCCCGAAGGAGGACCUGGCUGACCUAGCAGUUAAUACCAGUGAAACUGAGCUGCUGUCGGACAUUUUUGGUCUUGACUUGAGAAGAGAGGGGGGACAGUACAAAAUCACCCCCCAUAACCCCAAUGCUACCCUCACAGAGCUCCUCAACUCCCCAGUGGCCCCCUCAGCUCCUCCUCCUGCUUCACAGCCAGAACUAAGACAAAGACACCAGUCAAAGAGUGGUCCCUCUGAAAAGAAGGAAGAAAUACCAGAAGCUGAACCUGAAAAAAUGUCAGAAGAGGAACAUGUGGUGAAACAAGAGAAACAAGUGAAGAAUGAGAAGAUGAAAUCAAAAGUGAGAAAGCAUCACAACUCAAAGUCUGAUGAACCAGACCUGCAGGAGUCGGCCUUCCUGAAGAAAAUCCUGGCCUACCAGAGGAAACUGCUGAACUACUUUGCCAGAAACUUCUACAACAUGAGGAUGCUGGCCCUGUUUGUUGCAUUUGCAAUUAAUUUUAUACUUCUAUUCUAUAAGGUUUCUACUUCUUCAUCCCUGGUGGAAGAGAAGGAAGCUGUUCACACCAGCAGCCAUCCAGACAGCAGUGUCCAGUGGGAUCCACUGCUUGGAGAAAGGCUGGAAUCGAACGAGCGGGUAUCGGGUGAGACGGGCGAGCCUCUGAAGCCGGUCUCAGUGCGUUUUGUUCUGGAGGAAAGCAGCGGAUACAUGGAGCCCAUGUUGCGGAUCCUGGCUGUUCUCCAUACUGUCAUUUCUUUCUUCUGCAUCAUCGGAUACUACUGUCUGAAGGUUCCACUGGUAAUCUUCAAACGUGAAAAGGAAGUGGCCAGGAAGCUUGAAUUUGAUGGUCUUUACAUCACAGAGCAACCAUCUGAGGACGACAUUAAAGGACAGUGGGACAGACUUGUGAUCAACACACAAUCCUUCCCCAACAACUACUGGGAUAAGUUUGUCAAGAGGAAGGUGAUGGAUAAGUACGGGGAGUUUUAUGGCCAUGACCGCAUCAGUGAGCUGCUGGGGUUGGACAAGGCUGCUCUGGAUUUCAGUGAUGCUCACAAGAAAAGAAAACCCAGGAAAGACAGUUCACUGGCCGCUGUGCUCAACUCCAUCGAUGUGAAGUAUCAGAUCUGGAAGCUUGGGGUUGUUUUUACUGAUAAUUCCUUCCUGUAUCUGGCCUGGUACAUGACCAUGUCCAUCCUGGGUCACUAUAACAACUUCUUCUUUGCUGCCCAUCUGCUGGACAUUGCUAUGGGCUUCAAGACCCUGCGGACCAUCCUCUCUUCAGUCACACAUAAUGGUAAACAGCUUGUGCUCACUGUCGGUCUGUUAGCUGUGGUGGUUUACCUUUACACAGUGGUUGCCUUCAACUUCUUUAGAAAGUUUUACAACAAAAGUGAAGAUGGAGAACUUCCAGACAUGAAGUGUGAUGACAUGUUGACAUGUUACAUGUUUCACAUGUAUGUGGGCGUUCGAGCAGGCGGAGGGAUUGGCGACCAAAUUGAGGAUCCUGCGGGCGAUGAGUACGAGAUCUACCGGAUCAUCUUUGACAUCACAUUCUUCUUCUUUGUCAUUGUAAUCCUGCUGGCCAUCAUACAGGGCUUGAUCAUUGAUGCUUUUGGUGAACUGAGAGACCAGCAGGAACAAGUCAAAGAAGACAUGGAGACCAAAUGUUUCAUCUGUGGAAUAGGAAAUGAGUAUUUUGACACAGUACCACAUGGGUUUGAAACUCACACACUACAAGAGCACAACUUAGCCAACUACUUAUUCUUUUUGAUGUAUCUGAUAAACAAAGAUGAAACUGAGCACACAGGCCAGGAGUCUUAUGUAUGGAAGAUGUACCAGGAGCGCUGCUGGGAGUUUUUUCCUGCUGGUGACUGUUUCCGGAAACAGUAUGAGGAUCAACUCAACUGAGCUCAGCCUGUCCUUCAUCGUGGCCCUCUUGUUUGCUCUCCUAGAAGCAGCCAAACAACUCUGUCCUCUCUGUUCCACUUGUUAGUCCAAGCGGAUCCAGAUGUUCUUCCCUUCCUCAAGCCAUCCUUAUUUAGACAGUCAGCCUGUUAACUCUGACAUAACCUUCAGCCCACUUUGUUUGAAUGCUUCUUGUACAUAAACAAUAUAAGAUUAUAAUAUGUACCAUAUGUGACUGAUGGCAUGUCAAGAUUUCUAUCUCAAGUGAU